This is a messenger RNA of Rana temporaria (common frog), 1194 nucleotides long. RefSeq names its product homeobox protein unc-4-like. Gene Ontology annotation, molecular function: DNA-binding transcription factor activity, RNA polymerase II-specific; RNA polymerase II transcription regulatory region sequence-specific DNA binding. Gene Ontology annotation, biological process: regulation of transcription by RNA polymerase II. NCBI's taxonomy places the organism in Eukaryota, Metazoa, Chordata, Amphibia, Anura, Ranidae. The record is from RefSeq and is a predicted model, not a curated record. The transcript has 2 exons. The coding region runs from base 3 to 494 and encodes 163 amino acids.
AAAUGUUGCUUUCUUUUCCUUUAGACCAAAGCCAUCGCUUGAAGCAACGCAGAUCCCGAGCGAAUUACUCCACCUGGCAGCUCCAAGAACUGGAAAAAGUGUUUCAGGCCAAUCAAUACCCUGACAUCUUCAUGAGAGAAGCCUUGGCUCUAAGGCUGGACUUGUUAGAAACUAGAGUGCAGGUUUGGUUUCAAAACCGCAGAGCAAAGAUGAAACGGCAAAUAAAAAUGCAGGAUUACCAGUGCAAAUCCACCAAGAACAGGUCAGACUGUGUGGGCAGUGGAAGAUCAGAGGAUAUUCUACUAGUAGCUUCCCAAAGUAAAGCUGUGGACCUUUCAAACCAGUCAAAAGAACUUUUGAAAACAGAAGAUGUCAGAAAGACUCCAGUUUCAAGCAGCAUUGCCAUUCUUCGGGCAAAGGCUCGAGAGUAUGAAGCUGGAGUAUGUGGAUCGGGGGCUCAACAUGAAAAUGACCUUAAUGUGUACCCAUCAUAGGUAUAAACAAGAGCUCAAAGACUGAAAGCAUGCAACACCAGGUGCCUGCAUGUACCUCCAUCAUCUUGAAAUACUGCUGAAAUAUGUCUCGGUCCUCCAUUAGGACAUAUGGCCACCCCCUUUUACUCACUGAACUCCAAUGGCCCCCCUCUCCCUCUACUAAACACCAAGCCCCUCCACCCCCCCCCCCCUCAAUUUGUCAUCCUGCUGACCACUAAUGCCGGGCAAUUGUUCCUUCUGCUCGAGGGAUCUUCCAUUAAAAAGGGCUUGGAAUAUUUGGUCUGUAGAGCAUACAGAACCAACUAGCUCUUUUACGUAGACUAAAGAAUGUGUUCCAUGGCAUCUCAUUGAUAGCCAGACAUGGUUGAAUGGUUGGUCUUCCAGCAUCAGCUUUCAUUGCAGAUCUUUGCUUUGCAUUACAUGACAUCUCAGAACUGCAAAGGAGGUUGGUCCUGUAAAACUUCCCUCUGUCAGAUGCUGUUAUUGCUGCUCUGAAUGUGGAGGAGGUACGGUAGGUACUAUUAGUGUUCUAUGCUUCACUUACUGCAUGUACUGCUCUGACAUCUGAAUGGUUAAAUAUGUCCACUCAGAGCCACCAUCCCAACAUAUCUUAUUAGUGCUGUCCAGAAAGCAAAUGCCCUUUCUAUCCCCCUGCUCGGUUCCCUCUAUGGCUGCAUGUCACCUCAGGACAGGCCCGUUG